AUGCCCGCUGUCGUGUUGUCACAUCCCGCCUAUCAAUACAUCCAAACAUCUCCUAUCGUCGGCUCCUGGCUUCCCUCCUUACCGGUCCCAUCCACGAGGAGGAAUGCAACCUCUCCCAGGCACCGUCCCGCUUCCGCCCUCUCCGGCCAGCCACACCCCCAUCGUCAGAGAGAGGCGGAUGCCGACUCUGCUGCCGCACACGCAGCAAUCCAACCAUUUCACAUUGACAGACGCGUUCUCAGAGAUAUCGUUCGGGAAUAUGCCCAUGCUCAAGUCGGCCGAAUCACUUUCCUUAGCUCAGGUGCGUCGACUUCGUGUGGUGCAUACCUUAUCACGCUCGUCGAUACCCGUCUCCUCAUUGUACGUGUCGCACGCAGGUUCAUGCCUCGCUUCAAGACUGAAUCUGAAAUCGCAACAAUGCAAUACCUUCGCGACAAAACGUCCAUACCCGUUCCAGACGUGUAUCAUUACGAUUCCAAUCCGAAUAACAGACUAGGUGCGGAGUAUAUUCUCAUGUCCAAGGCAACAGGAAUCCCCCUUUCUCAGGUAUACUGCGCCAUGUCAAACGAAGAACUCAAGUCCCUAUUUACGAACCUCGCGUCUAUCAUUCUCCCACUUUUCGCGCAGCGUUUCUCCCACAUCGGAUCACUCUAUUUCGGUCCGUCACCCUAUACCUCGACAUCCCAAUCCUCGUCAGCUUCGUCAACUGUCGUUGUGUCGCGUUCGUCAUCGUCCUCUACGGUAACGCGGUCCGUACAGACACCCACGCCGACCCGCCCUUACACCUACUAUGUUGGUCCAAUCAUUUCCUGGCCCUUCUUUGGUUCCAACCGUGCACCUCCUACCUACCUCAAAUCCUGUGCCAAUCGCGAAAUAAAUGGCGUCAUCGCAGAGUCCAACGGGCGCUCCGCGUCUCACCGCCUGCACCUCGACCCGGACACGAUCCACAGCUCGCGGCACCACCACCUCCUCGCAUUCCCGGAGGACGCGGACAGUGACGAGAGCGAUGAAUGGGAUGCGCAGGAAAGUGAGGAUGAGGAGGAAGAUUGUGUGGGUGCGAAUAUGUAUCGGGAUUAUAGGAGGAUGCAAAGGGGGACUUUUUUGGUGGCGCAUAUUAAGAGAAGGGAGGGUGAGGUGAGGAGGGAGAUGAGAAGAUGGGUGAGUCUGAUGGAGAGGCUGGGGGCCGGCGAUGAGGAUGGAGACAGGGCUGGAGGAACAGAAGAGUUCGGGUUAGACUGUCACGAUUUGAGUUUGGAGAAUAUUUUUGUGGACGAGAAGGACCACACGAAGAUUACCUGUGUUAUAGAUUGGGAAUCCACGACGACGCGACCACUCUGGGCAUGCGCACAUCUACCAGCAUUUGUCGAGUCGAGCCCGUUUACCGCGAAGUUGUUUAGGGAGGUUGCGUUGUACCAAAUGUAUCGAAUUCUCACGUACAAAGCGCGCCGACCGUCAUAUUCACCACACAUACCCAACUCUUCUUCUCCCUCCAAUGCACCCACGCUCUUCACAGCAGCCUCCUCGUGGCUCCACUUCGAAUCUUGGGGGACUCGGCUCCGAUACGCCCAUCGCUGUGUUGAAUGGGAUGGAUGGGAGGAAGGUCUUGUAGAGAGUAUUUUGGGACCUGAGGAUACGGAGAAGGAUUGGUUUGUAGAAGGGUGUUGGUGUGAGGUAGAGAGGGGAUCGAAGUGUGAUGAUGAGGAGAUUUCUGGGGAUGUGGAGAGUAGCAGGAAGCGAUGCGGAUGUGAUGAUACGGAGUCGAAGAAAAUGGUAAAUGGGAAUGAACCCAAAGCAUGCAUGACGGUAAUCUCGUCAUCCCCACCCACCCAACCAGCACGUUCGACCACUCCACCCGUGACCCCACCACAGGCGACUUCAUGCCACCCAACAGUCGCACCGCCUGCAGCGGCCAUAGAUCCUCCAACUCGCCCCACAACCCCUUCUGCGGCACUCCGUAUUCACCGACGUCAAGCUGGGAUGUUGAUUUUGAAAAAAGAAAGAGAAAAGGAACAGACGCUGGUUAGUGCUGGUGAUAUAUGUGGGGGGAGAGGUGGGGAGUUGGGGAGGAGGUUGGAGGAAGUUCUGCGUAGGGGGUUGAGGUGA
Messenger RNA from Pisolithus orientalis, 2103 nucleotides. RefSeq lists its product as uncharacterized. The transcript has 9 exons. The coding region runs from base 1 to 2103 and encodes 700 amino acids. The record is from RefSeq and is a predicted model, not a curated record. NCBI's taxonomy places the organism in Eukaryota, Fungi, Basidiomycota, Agaricomycetes, Boletales, Pisolithaceae.